Molecule: messenger RNA, 1305 nt
Organism: Cladophialophora yegresii CBS 114405
Lineage: Eukaryota; Fungi; Ascomycota; Eurotiomycetes; Chaetothyriales; Herpotrichiellaceae
Exons: 2
Coding region: 1-1305 (434 amino acids)
Biological process (GO): transmembrane transport; sulfite transmembrane transport
Cellular component (GO): plasma membrane
Molecular function (GO): sulfite transmembrane transporter activity
Source: RefSeq, a predicted model, not a curated record
AUGGACCCUGCCGCUACGCAUGAGGAGGCACUACCUGGUCGUCCGACCGGCGAACAGCAUACAGCCGCCGAGGAUCUCGUGGCGAGCUUUUCCGCCAGAAAUCAGCAUGGAUGGAGGAGAGUGGUGCUGAACUUCACGCCCUCCUGGUUUGCGGCGACGAUGGGGACAGGGAUUGCCUCGAUUCUUUUACACACCCUACCCUACAACGGCGACUGGUUGUACUGGCUCUCGGUCAUUGUCUUCUGCCUCAACAUCGGCCUAUUCUGCACCUUCCUCUCCAUCUCCAUCCUGCGGUAUACGAUGUUUCCCGGCCUCUUUAUGGCCAUGAUUCGACACCCCGUGCAGUCACUGUUCUGCGGGACCUUCCCCAUGGGCCUGGCCACCAUCGUCAACAUGGUUGUCUUUGUGUGCAUCGCGCACUGGGGCCCUGGGGCCAUUACCCUGGCGUGGACGCUCUGGUGGAUCGACGUGGCCCUCGCGGUCACCACGUGCAUGUGGCUGCCCUUUAUCAUCAUGCACAUCCACCGCCGGUCCGAACUCUCCCAGAUGACCGCCGCGUGGCUGCUGCCCGUCGUGACGACCAUCGUGGCCGCCGCCUCGGGCGGCAUCGUAGCCGAAGUGCUCCCCAAUCGCCAGCACCAGCUCUGGACGAUCGUCACGUCCUAUGUGCUCUGGGGCACGGGGUUUCCACUUGCCAUGGUCGUGCUGGUCAUGUACUUCCACCGUCUGACCAUCCACCGCCUCCCCGCCAGGGAAGUCAUUGUCUCGGUCUUCCUCCCACUGGGGCCCCUCGGCCAAGGCAGCUUCGCGCUCAUGCAGCUGGGCAAGGUGUGCGCGGAGGUGCUUCCCUUUGACCACCCCGACGGCGGCCGGAUCAUCUACAGCGUCUCCCUCGUCGCGGCGCUCGUCAUAUGGGGAUAUGGUCUCGUGUGGCUGUUCUUUGCCGUCGCGAGCAUCACGCGAAGUAAGUUCCCGUUCAAUAUGGGCUGGUGGGGCUUCACGUUCCCGCUCGGCGUGUAUGCCGUGGCGACGUGUACUUUGGCCAAGGAGAUCCCUAGCGAGUUCUUCAGGGUGCUGGGCACGAUCUUCUCCGUGGCCGUGAUUUUACUGUGGAUGGUCGUCGGCGCGGGGACGCUGAGGGGCGCUCUCUCGGGGGAACUCUUGUAUGCGCCUUGCGUGGAGCAGUAUGAGGAAUGGUUGGGGAGGCGGGAGAAGGACAGAGUCACUGAUCGUCCAACACCGCUACGGCAUUGGAGGAAGGAGGAGGAGGACGUGGAGGCCGAGGCUAAGAAGCAGGAGGUCUGA